UAUCUAUCUGUUUUUUUUUUUUUUUUUUUGUUUUUUGUUUUUUGUUUUUUUGUGGUCUUUGUGACUUUAUCCCCCCAUUGAAAUCCGCGUUCGCAAAAAAAAAAAUCGUCCGUCGAGGCAAUUCAUUCCAUCUUACUACACUUGGCGUCGCGCCCAUAGAUGGGAUUCUUCGAGCUCCACGAGACAGGCUUCAUUGGAAAUUCACUACCUUCUUCGAGACCCUGUGGCCAAGAACCAAACAACAGAAUUAUAUUGACGCGCCUCGAGCCUGUACAGUACAGAGUCGCGACCCUUCGCGCUCGAAGCGUCGCCAAACCUGGUCUGACCGGCCAGUAAUCGGUGCACAUAGGCGACCACUCACCCACGCCGCCUUACGAUGAGCGGCUACAAUCACUACGCCAACUUCGGCGGCGGACAUUCGCAACAUGUUGACGUUUUUGGUUCAUACCAGGACCUCAUUGAUCCCAAUGGCCUACCAGCAAUUAGCCAUGCCCCGAUGCCAUCAUCCACGCCCGAUCCUCCCCGAUCCAUACAACCCAAUGGCAACUACAACUUCUCUUACCCAGGAAUUUCGAACAUCCCGCAGACGAACCCUGGACAGUCGCCAUUCAAGGCUUCAGGACCGACAGCUCCCCUGGCGCCACUGAAAAACGCACCCAAUGGAGUCAUGAUGAAUUCGCCGCAUAUCAUGCCUCCAAACAUGCAGCCCCACGGAAGCGACUUUGUGCCCCAGAAACAGGCAAACUUAGCUCAUCAAUACAGCCCGGCCCAACUUGGAAUGGCUACAGUAAAAGAUGCAGGUAUAGCUGGGGUUCCCUUCCUGCAUAACCCAACGCAGAACAUGAUGAUCGAGCAAUACUAUCCAACAAGUGCGAAUGGAAAAAGACUGCUUGAGGCGCCUUCAAUCAAAGACAGUCGCCCGCAAAAACGCGCCAAACUCGAAAACCAACCACUUCCGCCCCCAGAAUCAUUCCCCCCAAUCGUCGACGAUGGAAUCAAGCCUAGUCACAGCUAUGCUAUGCUGAUUGGAAUGGCUAUCCUGCGCUCUCAGCACCGCCGAUUAACCUUGGCUCAGAUCUACAAAUGGAUAACAACAAACUAUCGCCACUACCGCGAGGCCGCUGACAAUGGUUGGCAGAACAGCAUCCGUCACAAUCUCAGCUUGAACAAAAACUUCAUCAAGCACGAACGACCCAAGGAUGAUCCUGGAAAGGGAAGCUACUGGGCCAUCAUGCCGGGCAUGGAACAUGUGUACAUGAAGGAGAAGCCAGGCCGCAAGUCCAUAUCGACGCCGGAAGGCAUGACAAUCAUUGGGACAGUCAUGGAAAACCCGAUACUACCUCAAUUUCCCAAGUCAGAACCGAAGCUGCCUUCGCAGACAUGUUCAGAGCCUGCUUCAGAAGAGACCCAAACAGCAACCCAAUCGCAAUCGCACUCCGCUCAGCAGCCAGAUCUCUCUUCAGACGCAACUAUUCCCCCGACCGAGGAGCUCCAGGAGAAGACUACUGAAGUGGAUGCUACCGUGGAUUUGGGUUCCUUCUCUCCCAACGCAGCCGAGAUGAACUCGUCACCACCCCUACCCAAGCACUCUGAACCCCAAGGCGAUACACCACCUUCCAUGAUGCGGCGCAACUCAGCGACGCUGAAGUCACAUCGGAGGCAGCGGCCUUCGAUGGAUGAUAGCGGAUACAUCUCUUCUCUGGACUCCUCCAUCCUGCGACCGCAACAGCAAACGCUCCUUGCGUCUGAGACUGAUCGGCUCGACAGAUCACGGACCAAGCGGAAAGGCGGACGUGCAGAGGAUGAGAUUAGGCGUCUACGUGGCUCAUCCUUCGAUCCUAGCCCUACCAAGGGCCGCUCUCGCAACAACACGGCAUUUGGACCUCAAUCUUCGUCGCCAGUGCGUAGACUAGCUGGUGAAGGUCAGAUGCUUCCACCCCUGACCCCCGCAUACAAACUGGCUCCGCCACCACAGAUGGCGCCACCGUCGGUCUCUCCCAACACCACGCUUCAGCAACAUCGUAGGGAUGUGGCCAGGAUGAUUGAGUCGCCUUUAAAACGCGUAAUGGGCCUUGCUGGUGACUGUGGAUGGGCGACGCCGUCCAACGAUAAUAUUGAUGAGUCGGUGUAUACUGACAGCUACGAUUUCAACACUGGAUACGGCGGUGACUUCUACAUCCUUCAAGACGCAACACCAGGUGGUCUCUACUCGAUUGCUGAGGAUGGAUCUCCAGUCAAACGCAAGCGGUCUAUCAUGGACUCAUCACCGCUCAAGCGACCAGCAAAGAGGCAAGGAAUACCACGACCAAAGCCCGCUGCAGUCCUCGGAGAUGUGACGCACUCGAACCAACAAUUAUCGCUCGCCCCGGCCCCCCUUCUUAAAAGCAAACUAUCACCUGCGAAAUAUUUUGCUCUCAAGUCACCAGGCAGGAAGAUGUCAGACCUUCCAUCAUCUCCAAGCAGGAUUCUUGCCGCAUCUCCUCUUAAGAUGGGUCCUGCAUUGAGCACGUUGGAAAAUGUUAACGACGAGAAUGCGGUCCCGAGCGUUGUGUUUGAGGACUUUUGCUCUACGGAGUUGCUAGAAGAGCCGAGCGAGUCGCAUGACCUUGACAUCAUGAAGGGCUUCGAAAGGAUUGGCCACAACAUGGGUGCGGAUCCGGGAAUUAUGCCAUUUUCCGUGGCGAACUUCAAACCUGGCCUCGGGCGAAGCCAUACUAGCACUUUCUAGGGGAGAAUCCGUGAAUCUACAUGUGAUUCACGGACGCCAUACAGGACGAACGAACUUCCAGGCAGUCAAGACUCACGAGAAGACGAUCUCCUGUACCAUGGAAAGCUUCUGCGACUCUCCGAUAUAAUUUUUUUUCUCUUUUUUCUUUUCAUCUAUGGAGUUGGAUGGAUGGCUGUCAGUUGCGGUCGUGAUAGGGUUGGUUUGUUUCCCUUGUGAUUCGCAAAAACGAAUGGGCGCACGGGCGUUUGUGGCUUCACCAAGCCUCACUCAUAUUUGAUUGUUUUUUCUUCUUCUUUAUUGCCCCUAAUCCUGGAGCUGUCUCUUUCUUUUUGUAAUGGGACGAAUUAACGAUGUAUGUGUUCUUGGGCCGGACAGGAGCGACUAGGAUAUGGCUACGAAUGAGGUUCUUUGGGGGUAUGUUUGGAUCACACUUUGGUAUGGAUUUCUGGUCUAAAGCACCAGCCGGACGGGCACGACAGAUGCCAUGUCGCGGCUAGGGCUGGUGUUUGAUUCCAUUUUUAGCGGGAACAUCAUCUGAUAGCGGCGUUAGUGGGAUAAUAAUCCUUUGGUAAUUGGGAAUUGCAACCCUCAAAUGUGUCCCA
Molecule: messenger RNA, 3330 nt
Organism: Pyricularia oryzae 70-15
Lineage: Eukaryota; Fungi; Ascomycota; Sordariomycetes; Magnaporthales; Pyriculariaceae
Product: forkhead transcription factor G
Exons: 2
Coding region: 377-2728 (783 amino acids)
Biological process (GO): regulation of transcription by RNA polymerase II
Molecular function (GO): DNA-binding transcription factor activity, RNA polymerase II-specific; RNA polymerase II cis-regulatory region sequence-specific DNA binding
Source: RefSeq, a predicted model, not a curated record